Molecule: messenger RNA, 453 nt
Organism: Psylliodes chrysocephalus
Lineage: Eukaryota; Metazoa; Arthropoda; Insecta; Coleoptera; Chrysomelidae
Source: the annotation of a GenBank genome assembly
AUGUUCCAGAAGAGGAUCGUAAACGAAUUAUUCGGGAAUUCAAUUUACUGGGAGAUAAAGCUAAACAAAACGCUUAUUUGGGUGGCCUCAUCACUUUGUUACCGGAGAAGCAAAGACGACCAAGAAAUGCUGAGAGCAACUUUAAUUUUUUCAUUUGGCUACCCACGUAAGGACACGUGCAGUUCAUGCGAUUCGUUUAAAGCACAGAUUUCAGCGCUUGAAGAAAAAUUUAAAUCCGACCUUGCUAUCAACCUGGAAGAGACAAGAAAAAACCUGCUAGUAAAACUGAAGGAGAGAGACGUAUAUCAAAAGAGAGGUGAGUGUUUCUAUAAAUUAAAAAAAGGAUACCGCAAACGUUCCAUGAAAUCUUCAACGAUGGAAGCCAACGCGAUGGAAAAAAUUUACCAUGCCCCAAUAUCACCACUAAUGAUGUGUAAUGCCGACGCCAACUGA